AUGCAAUUCGCAAGUAUAUUCCUCAUGGCAGGCAUAGCCUUGUCCAUAACACCUCCCGAUGCAACCCUUAUAGAACGCGGAGCCACGCUUGCAGAACCCGGCCAGCCCCAAGACGUGGUAACCACCGACAACAACAUUCUCAACGGCACAUACCACCCCAACGUCGCCCAAACCACGCCGUCCAGCAAUCAUACUCUACCUCUACAGCUCGUCAACAAAUUCAGUGGCGGCCCCAUAAACGCUUACAUCCAAGGCCUGGACAUGAACGGCGCCAUCGUCUUCAUCACCGCAGACGGCAGCCUCGUAUACCCCAGCUCCAGCGGCUCUUCUCUCCCCGUCGAGAUCAAGCAAGACAUUGCAAUUCCUCUCCCCUCCAUGAACGAAUCCAUCACCCUCAACCUCUCCAUCCCCCUCAACUCGGGAAGAAUCUACUUCUGCGAGGGCAAUCUCACCUUUGCCAUUCUCGACCGCGGAGACGGCGAAGGCCUCGUACAGCCUUCCCUCAACUCUCAAGAUCCCAGCGCCUCCCUCAACUGGGGCUUCAUAGAACUGACGUACCCCCAAGACGGCUCAGUCUACGCCAACAUCAGCUACGUCGACUUUGUCGGGCUCAUCCUCAGCAUGGUCCUCUCGACCACAGGCGGAGGAACUCCCCAAAUCACCCGCGGACUCCAGCCAGACGCCGUUCCCAGAAUCUGCUACGGUCUCUACGACCAGAGUCUCAGGGACGACUACCACUGGCUCGGAAUGUGCGUCAUGUCCGACAAGGGCCGUCCCAUCCGCGUCAUCUCCCCAAACUACUACCAUCGCACCCACGAAAGCGCCUUCAAAGAGUACUGGACGAAGUACGUCGACCAAGUUUGGGAGACCUACUCAAGAACGCCCCUCAUCAUCGACACCCAACGCGAAUUCGGCAACGUCACAUGCCUCGUCGCCGACGAGACGCUGCGCUGCGCCAACGACCCCCAUCUAUACCUCAAGCCCUCGGCAGCCGACAUCUGGGGCUGCAACGGCGGCCCCUUUGCCCGAUACGAGGACGAGGCUCCCAUUCACCUUGCCAUCGUCCCCCGUCUCUGCGCGGGAUUCGUGCGUUCGACGCUUCUCCUCCAUGGAGGACACGUGCAGCCCAGUUUGGGAUCGGAACAUCACUACAUGGUCAGCCCGACGAAUCAUUAUAGCCGGCUUGUGCAUGAAUUGCAGUUGGAUGGUAGGGGCUACGCAUUUUCAUACGACGACGUCAAUCCUAACGGGAAUGAGGAUGCGUCGGGGACAGUUGCGGCCGGGAACCCAAGUCUACUGACGAUUUAUGUUGGCUCUCCGCCGACAGAUGUAUAA
Messenger RNA from Trichoderma aggressivum f. europaeum, 1335 nucleotides. RefSeq names its product CAZyme family GH64. The transcript has a single exon. Lineage: Eukaryota; Fungi; Ascomycota; Sordariomycetes; Hypocreales; Hypocreaceae. The record is from RefSeq and is a predicted model, not a curated record. Bases 1 to 1335 code for a protein of 444 amino acids.